AUGAAUGGUUCUGCGACAAAUGGCACAAUUUUCGGAUUGGAAGGUGAGAGUAUGAAGCACUUUCCACGGCCAGUGACUAUCACAGCAGCUGUUUGCGCGAUUAUUUUCUGCGUCGUUGGAGUCGCGGGGAAUUUAGUGACAGUGAUCGCGCUGUUGAAAUACACAAGAUUGAGACGACAUGCAACAACUGCGUUCGUGAUAAGUCUCAGCAUUUCCGACUUGAUUUUUUCCGCGGUAAAUAUGCCGCUAACCGCGAGCAGAUAUUUACACGAGGCGUGGGUGCUGGGCGAAACUCUAUGCAAAAUAUUCCCUCUCUUCUUCUACGGAAACGUUGCUGUGUCUUUGCUGAGCAUGGUCGCGAUCACCAUAAAUCGAUACAUACUGAUCUCAAGAUCGGAGAUAUACGCCCAACUGUACACCACUCGACGAAUCAUCCUGAUGCUGAUCGCCAUUUGGACGCUGAGCUUCUCCAUAUUGUUGCCACCGUUGCUCGGUUUUUGGGGAACCCUGGGAUUGGAACCGUCCACCUUCUCGUGCACGAUUCUGAAGAAAAACGGCGCCAGCCCGAAGAAGUUCCUCUUCGUGUUGGGGUUCAUCGUGCCCUGCGUGGUCAUCAGCGUCUCCUAUUUGUGCAUUUACUGGCGCGUUAGGAAGAGCAGGAAGAACCUGGAGGCCCACGCGGGCGUUCUGAGGCGAAAAUCCAGCGGCUUCCAACGCAGAGAGGAUUCCAGAGUCACCAGACUGAUGCUGACUAUCUUCCUCUGUUUCCUUUUGUGCUUCAUGCCUUUGAUGCUGACCAACGUGGCCGACGACAAGAUGAAGAUACCGAUUCUGCACGUGAUUGGGUCGGUGUUGGCGUGGGCCUCGUCCGUGGUCAAUCCUUUCAUCUACGCUGGCACCAAUAAACUCUACAGAGAGGCCUACAAGCAAAUUUUGUGCCCGAUUUCUAGCAAAACGCAUACCAUCGGGCCGAAACCCACCCACUCGCACUCGAGCAAAGUAUCGUCGCCGCAGGCGACUUGAGAGGGUGUUAUAAUAUCUAAAAGAGCUUCCACGCUAUCGAUAAUAUUGAAUUAAUACGGUAUGACAGCAAUAUUGUCAUCGUGCUUUAGCAUUUUGUUACGACCGCGCGAGAUCAAUGCGAUUGAGAAUAUUUUGAGGUUCUUCGAGACGCCAUAUUGUGCACGAUCUUGCUAUCAUCGUAGCUAUUUUAUAUUUGGUGUACAGUUCAGGCUUGUUGCAUAGUGUUUCGAACAGUAUGGAAACUAGGAGCGGUGGCUUUGACGUAAUAUUGUAUUUUGGUUCAAAACACCUUGUUGCGAAACGCGAUGGGUUAAUAAAUUUUGUGAAUUUAUUCCCGCUGUCGAGGAUCUACAAAUCAUACAUCGUACGUUUAUUAUAGCAUUUUCUGCCAGUCAAAGACGGCUGGUUCAUUGAUUUAAGUUCAUACAAGUUAAUUGCAAUUUUUAAUUCAAACAAAUUCAUCAGUUAGUGUGUAAUUAAACUUUUGGAAGAUAGCGUAGUGUAUGCAGAUCUCUGACAUUUAUGCCUGACUAGGUACGGGAGUCAAUGAAAUUUACAUUAAACUAUGUAGAGAUAAUAUUCGAAUGUAAAAUUGUAAAAUUUUUAAUUGAAUGGUUUCGCGUCGUAAAACAGUUUGUAAACGUUCGAUCUAGCAACAGGCAAUAGCUUUCGCGUGCUAUCAUUGCAUUGAUGUUUUGUUAGAUUAAAAGAAAGGGGAGAGAUCAAGAAUAUAUGACCCAAUCAUGUUUACGGCCAUCAAGAUCAGAAAUGAUCUUUGGAUAAUCAAUUGUCUGACAAAUAAGUGUACAAAGA
Colletes gigas is the source of this 1836-nucleotide messenger RNA. RefSeq names its product protein trapped in endoderm-1 (gene Tre1). The transcript is spliced from 3 exons. Gene Ontology annotation, biological process: G protein-coupled receptor signaling pathway. The record is from RefSeq and is a predicted model, not a curated record. Lineage: Eukaryota; Metazoa; Arthropoda; Insecta; Hymenoptera; Colletidae. Gene Ontology annotation, molecular function: G protein-coupled receptor activity. The coding region runs from base 1 to 1023 and encodes 340 amino acids. Gene Ontology annotation, cellular component: membrane.